AUGGCAUCCUUUACAUUAAGUGCUGUCGAUUAUGUUAUUCUUGUGAUACUUCUUCUCUCAUCAGCUGUUAUUGGUGUUAUAUUCGGAUUUUACAAAUCAAAGAAGAGUUCAGCUGCAGAGUUUCUCUCAGCUAAUGGAAGCAUGCAAGUAUUGCCAACAGCACUCAGCAUAACAGUAUCAUUUAUUUCAGCUGUUACAUUGCUGGGUGGACCGAGUGAAGUCUAUUUGUUCGGUACUAUGUAUUGCUAUAAAGCUAUCACGGCAAUCAUUGCUUCGUUUGUGACCGCACUCGUAUUUAUGCCUAAAUUUCGUGAAAUGAAUUUUACAAGUACCUACGAAGGUGGUAUAAAAGCUGUCAUUUGGACUGAUGUUCUACAAUCAGUAGUGAUUAUAAUUGGACUUCUUGCCGCCAUUAUUCAAGGUUUAAUUACUGUCGGUGGUUUUAAACGAGCAUUCUCAAUUGCAUCCAACGGUCGCAGAAUUGAAUUCAAUAAUAUUAGCUUUGAUCCUCGUACUCGUCACACAGUUUGGGCAAUGCUUAUAGGGGGUUCAUUAAAUUAUUUAGGUACAUAUGGAUUUAAUCAAACUUUAGUACAACGCUAUUUAUGUAUACGUUCUACACGAGGUGCUAAACAGGCAUUACUUAUCAAUGCAAUUGGUACGGCAUUAGUUAUUCUCUGUUCUAGUCUAAUCGGAGUAAUAAUCUAUGCAUAUUAUGUUGAUUGUGAUCCUUACACAGCGAAGAAAAUAGAAAGUAUCGAUCAAAUUUUUCCAUAUUUUGUCAUGGAAGUUCUGGGUGAUAAGAAAGGUUUGCCAGGUGUAUUUCUUACUUGUAUAUUUUCUGGUUCUUUGUCAACAAUUUCAUCGGGAUUGAAUAGUCUGGCAGCAGUAUUGAUCGAAGAUGUUUACAAAGGAUUGAUGGGUCGAAAAUUGACUGAUCAGAAACAAGGUCUUAUGUCAAAAAUAUUUUCAGUCAUACUUGGCUCUUUUGUUAUCUUACUUACCUUUGUGGUCAGUUAUCUUGGGCCAAUUGUUAAUGCAACUAUAUCUCUAUUUGGUGUUCUGGAAGGUCCUAUCAUGGGUAUAUUUAUUCUUGGUUUGUUCUUUCCACAAGCUAAUCGACGUGGUGGACUUAUCGGAUUUUUUGCCAGUCUCGUCUUAUUACUAUGGAUCUUUUUGGGUGCUCAGAUUACAAAAAAUCAAAUGGCAAAUGUAAGUCUACCAUUAUUGAUAGCCAAUUGUACUUCGAAUACUAACGAUACAAUGGUUGAAUUUACAUUAAAUUGGACAACUACGCUCACAACUUCCACUUCUAUGAAACUUGAUCCUCUCAUUGGAUUGUAUUCGGUGAGCUAUUUGUGGUAUACACCAAUAGCUGUUGGAACUGUCAUACUUGUGGGUAUGAUUGUUUCCUAUAUUACUCAUCCACUUAAACCACAUGAGAUCGAUCCGAAAUUGAUUAUACCAGUGAGUGAUAUGUUCUGUUGUUGCUUACCAAAAUCAUGGCGUGAAUGGUUACGAUGUGGAGUCAAUUACGAAAAUUAUUUCAAAGAGAAAAAAGAUAAGAAUGAACUGGAAAUGACAACAUCUAUCCAGUCUAACAGUAUUGAUACCAAUUUAACAGUACCAACACGUGAUGUAAGCUCGAAAAUACUAAGACGAUCGAAUAUGGUUUCUCCAGCAAUGUCUAGCGUAAUGGAUAGAAUCAAUGACGAUCCUUCUACAAACAUUACAACAUAA
Messenger RNA from Adineta steineri, 1740 nucleotides. Lineage: Eukaryota; Metazoa; Rotifera; Eurotatoria; Adinetida; Adinetidae. The record is from the annotation of a GenBank genome assembly.